Messenger RNA from Entrophospora sp. SA101, 1179 nucleotides. NCBI's taxonomy places the organism in Eukaryota, Fungi, Glomeromycota, Glomeromycetes, Entrophosporales, Entrophosporaceae. The record is from the annotation of a GenBank genome assembly.
AUGUCUAUUACCAGUUUUUAUAAUUCAAAUGCUACAAAUGUUGCUGCCGUAACUGCUAGCUCGUUAUCAAAAGAUAAAGAGAAAUCUGAACCAUCACAUACUGAUCGAACAUUAAUAAUCAUGGAUGAAGUUGAUGGAAUGUCAACUGGUGAUAGGGGUGGCACUCAAGAGUUAAUUCAAAUAAUCAAAAAAUCAAAAGUACCAAUAAUCUGUAUUUGUAAUGAUAAUAAAUCACAAAAAAUGAAAUCUUUUACUAAUUUAUGCCAGGAAAUUAAAUUUCAAAGAGAGAACUUGAAAAUAAGUGGUAAUGUAGUUGAUGCAAUUAUCAAAGGAACAAACACCGAUAUACGUCAAGUCAUGAAUUUAUUAUCAUGUUGGAAACUUUCAGAAGAUAGCAUUGAUUAUAAUCAAGGAAAACAACUAAUAAAGAACUCGGAAAAGGAUAUAGUCUUAAAUAUUUGGGAUGUGGCAGUAAAAUUAUUGGAUCCAGUCACCUGGUCAUCUAGAAACGAAGUCUCAUUAAAUGAGAAGUUGAAUCUUUAUUUUCAUGAUCCAGAUUUGACACCCUUGAUGAUACAGGUUUUUUCGGUUUUUUUUUCCAGAGAUGUUGCUAGUAAGGAAUUCAUUGAUAAAAAUAAGGAUAAGAAUGUCGAUCCAGAACUUCUUGAAGAAUUUGCAGUGAUAAAUAGUUUAAGCAAGGCUGCUAGCUUCAUAUCUGAAGGAGAUUUAAUUGGCGGAAUGAUACAUGGAUCCCAACAACGAUGGUCCUUGAUGCCUUUUCACGGUAUGGCAUCAACUGUAAUACCUAGUUAUUAUUCUUGUGGUAGAGGCCAAUAUCAUUUCCCUAGUUGGUUGGGACAAAAUAGCAAAGCAAUGAGAAAUAAAAGAGCAUUGAGUAAAAUUCAAAGCAAGUUAAGAUUAAAAUGUAACGCUAAUAAAGAUGAGAUUUUAAUGGACUAUAUUCCUGCCUUGCUUACAAAACUAUACCAUCCGUUAAUUGAUGAAUAUGGUUUAACAAAAGAAGAUUGGGAAACCAUUAUUGAAUUGGGUAUGGGAAGCAAAUUUGAAGCCGCAAUGAAAAAAAUUAAUUCGAAAACUAAAACCAAUCUUACAAAAAGGUACAAUGUUACUCAUCAACCUAUGAUUUCUGUAAAAAAAGGAAAACAUGUUGAUUUUUAA